GAUCAUGGACGAAACGCCGCAUGUUGUGGAGUUGGACCAGGCUCAGGUGAAAAAGGCUGUACAGGCAUUGCAGGCUUACCUGAAGAGCACUUCAUCUGGCCGCCGUCUCCUGGACGACAAUCAGCACAUAUUUCUGCUCCUGACAGUAUGGAAAAUUCCCCAAGUUAAACAGACCGUUCGCAUUCCUUUGCCUCACGGGAUCCGAAAAGAGUCAGGAGAGGUAUGUCUCUUCACUCGCGACGAACCCCAGAUGACCUCAGAUCAGACAGAAAGGUUUUAUAAGAAGCUGCUCACAGAGAGGGGAGUGAAGAAUGUCUCAGAGGUGAUUCCUUAUAAAGUCCUUAAGACAGAAUACAAGCCGUUUGAGGCGAAGAGGAGACUGUUGAAGAACUUUGAUCUCUUCCUGGCCGAUGCACGCAUUCUUCGGCUGUUACCCUCUCACAUUGGGAAGCAUUUCUAUGAAACAAAGAAGAAUCCUCUGUCUGUGGACCUGGAGAGCAAACACCUGGCCCGGGAUAUGGAACGACUCAUCCAGGGCACCUCGAUGACAAUAUCCGUGAAAGGGCCUUGCAGCACGGUGCGCGUAGCACAUUCAGGGAUGACAGCUGAGGAAAUAGUUGAGAACAUCAUCACUGCAGUGAGGACCAUCUCAUCAAAGAUGCGCUCUAAUGGAAUGAACAUCAAAAUCAUCCACUUGAAAAGUCAGACCUCUGUGGCUCUCCCCAUUUACACUUCUGACCUGAGUCACCUCUCAGUGCUGGAGCAGGGACAGGCUAAGGCAGCUUUAGCCAAGAAAAAUAAAAGAAAGAAACAGAACAAGCCAAAGACAGAUGCAAGUGAGGAGGGCGACGAGACUGUGAAUGAAGAGGGCAACAAGGCUGAGAGUGAAGAGAUUAAAGAGGAGGAAGAAAAAGAUGAUGAAGAAAUUCCACAGCUGGUGCCCAUUGAGACACCAAGCAAAAAGGCCAAACUUGAGGUGACGUCCAAAAAAGGACUGAGGAAAGCCCAAAAGCCUGCUGGGAAAAAAGGAGGACUGAAGAACAAAAAAGGAUCACUUAAGUUAACUAAAAAAGACUCAAAACCCACUGGACUGAAGCCGAAGAAAAAGGUUCCAACAAAACAGUAGAAUUUGACGUUCUAUAAAAGCAAUGUCAGAAGAGAUCUGUUUCCCCUUAUUAUUGUUAUAUUCUUUGUUUUAUACAAUGACCACCAAGAUGCUACUUUAUUGACCAUGUGAAACUGAAACACCACUGGACAGUGAUGUUGUGAAAGUGCUACAUUUUUCUGUACAAAUCCAUUUGUAAAGUAAAAAGUAUACAUUGAAA
Messenger RNA from Chanos chanos (milkfish), 1325 nucleotides. RefSeq names its product ribosomal L1 domain containing 1 (gene rsl1d1). Gene Ontology annotation, molecular function: RNA binding. The record is from RefSeq and is a predicted model, not a curated record. NCBI's taxonomy places the organism in Eukaryota, Metazoa, Chordata, Actinopteri, Gonorynchiformes, Chanidae. The transcript is spliced from 9 exons. The coding region runs from base 5 to 1126 and encodes 373 amino acids.